This is a messenger RNA of Fulvia fulva, 408 nucleotides long. RefSeq lists its product as uncharacterized. The record is from RefSeq and is a predicted model, not a curated record. The coding region runs from base 1 to 408 and encodes 135 amino acids. The transcript is spliced from 2 exons. Lineage: Eukaryota; Fungi; Ascomycota; Dothideomycetes; Mycosphaerellales; Mycosphaerellaceae.
AUGAAGGUCACUGGACUUGGAAUCGGCUCUUUCGCCGCACUGGCAUUGGCAAAUCCUUCUGAUGAGAUCUAUGAAGAGACGGUAACCAAGCACGUUGACGGCUACAAGGCCCACCAUCACUCCGACAACUCAAUAAGCUCAACUGCCUCCACAGUCACUAUCACGACCACGACCAUCUCUAAGGCGGAGGUUUACAAGCACAACUUCCACGCCACUGGCUCAAGCGGAUUCCUAGCCCACAGCGUCAACUACACAUACCCUGUCGGCACCGCUCCGCCAAGAACAACUCUUUCGACAACCACGAGAAGUGCCAUGUACAACAAACACCGCAAGACCACAAGCUCGGCUUCGUCCAGUACCGCUACUUGGUCGGCGGCUGAGGCGUACAAGGUGGGAUAUGAAGCAUAG